CCACAAUUCCCCAUAUCAUGUCCUUCUUCCUUUUCCUUUUCCACAGGUUUCUGAAAGUGGUUGCAUUACCAUUUACUACUUUCUUUCUCUCUUCUCAACACACCCAAAACAAAACAAAACCACCCCAACCCCUUCCACUCGCAUUCUUCAGUCACACACGGAAUGGGUGACAUGUACCACUUUGACAAGAACCUCUCUUCGCAAGACGAAAUCUCACUUUUUCUGCGUCAGAUUCUGCUCCGUUCAUCUCCACCUUCUUCUUCUUCAUCUUCCCGCCCCAUGCCUACUGUAUCCUGCACCUCUAACGUUGCUCACCAAAACGUAAAUGCACACCCUUCUUUCACAGCGUCGCAGCUCCAAGAUGGGAAGAUCUUGGCCCUUGAUUCCACCGCUUCUUUUGCCUCGGGUUCUGCUGCUUGCAGCUCCUUCAAGGGCCAGGGUGCUUCUGCUGCAAAUGUGUCUUCUUCGUCUGCUGGAGUGAGUGAGAACGAAAAUGAUGACUAUGAUUGUGAAAGUGAGGAGGGUGUUGAGGCUUUGGCCGAAGAAGUUCCAACAAAGGCUGCUUCUUCUAGGAGUUCAUCUAAAAGAUCAAGAGCUGCUGAAGUUCAUAAUUUGUCUGAGAAGCGAAGAAGGAGUAGGAUCAACGAGAAAAUGAAGGCUUUGCAAAACCUAAUUCCAAAUUCUAACAAGACAGAUAAGGCUUCAAUGCUCGAUGAAGCUAUUGAAUACCUUAAACAGCUUCAGCUCCAAGUACAGAUGCUGUCAAUGAGAAAUGGGUUGAGUUUGCAUCCUAUGUGCUUUCCUGAUGGCUUGCAGCCUCUGCAGUUGUCUCAGAUGGGUAUGGAAUUAAGUGAAAGAAACAGGUCUACCCCUUUAAACAUGUCAGCUACUCUGCCUCUGCAUCAAGACAACAACCCCUUGCACUAUGCAUCCAAUCAGCCAUGUGUGCCCUAUCCUCCAUACAUUAACAACCCAGAAACUUCUUUCGGUCUGGAACCCCGAAUCCAACCGGAUACGAAACCUCUUCAACACAAAGAAGGAUCUUCUGAGCCAAUACGCGGGAAAGACAUUCUGCAGUACCAGCAAUCAAGUGCUAUCCAUUCAGAUACCAAUACAUUAGGUGGUUCUCAAGUUGUCAAAGAAUUCGAUUCAGGCACGACACUAUCGUUCCCUUUUGACACGCAAGCAUGUGAACCCAAAGACAACAACUCUUUGCAACCAUGCAUCGGCGGAAGAGAUCAUUCAGGAGUGAUGAUAAGAAAUAGUGAGACCAACAUUAUUGGUAGGUAAUUGGUAGGUUCAUGCCUGCAAUGCAACAUUAACAUGUCUUGAAAAGUUUUUUAACCAGAGACUGCAGAGGGGAGAAAGCCAGAUUUUUUAGUCUAGCCCUGCAAUGCAAUGCCUUUUGAAUUUUGGUUUCCGCGUAAAAGCAGGAAUCUCAAUAUCCCUUGAGCAUUUUGUAAUGUUCUCAAAAAGCUUAUGGCCUACGUGAUAUGAGAGCAGAUUUUUUUUUUUCUAGCUUCUCGAGUUGAUAAAAUUAUGUAUAAUGUACGUAGAGAAUAUAACUGGUCAUUGUUAUACGGAUUAUAUAACGACUGCAAAAUCUCCUAUGAUGAUAUGAUUUCAGUUCACGAUAAAACAUUGCCUAUUUUUGGGCGUCAUUU
Molecule: messenger RNA, 1664 nt
Organism: Glycine soja
Lineage: Eukaryota; Viridiplantae; Streptophyta; Magnoliopsida; Fabales; Fabaceae
Product: transcription factor SPATULA-like
Exons: 7
Coding region: 163-1290 (375 amino acids)
Cellular component (GO): nucleus
Molecular function (GO): protein dimerization activity
Source: RefSeq, a predicted model, not a curated record